This is a messenger RNA of Poeciliopsis prolifica (blackstripe livebearer), 2507 nucleotides long. RefSeq names its product receptor-type tyrosine-protein phosphatase mu-like. NCBI's taxonomy places the organism in Eukaryota, Metazoa, Chordata, Actinopteri, Cyprinodontiformes, Poeciliidae. The record is from RefSeq and is a predicted model, not a curated record. Gene Ontology annotation, biological process: protein dephosphorylation. Gene Ontology annotation, molecular function: protein tyrosine phosphatase activity.
CUUUUUCUUUCAGACAUUAAUCUUUUUUCCUCUUUCUGUUUUUCUUUUUCUUUCCCUCCAUUUCAUCCCUCUGCUUCGCCCCCACCAUUCAGACGAAGAAAUUAUCACUCCUACACUUACUACCUGAAGUUGGCCAAGAAAAGGAAGGAAACGCUGAGCUCCAGACAGGAAAUGACUCUGAUGGUGAACAGCUCCCAACACACAGCCAUGGUGGACACACACACUCUGAACGGCCGCACCAUGUCGUCUCCGUCUUCUUUCACCCUGAAGACAAACACCAUCAGCACCUCCGUCCCCAACUCCUACUACCAAGACGACAGCAGCCACACCAUGACCAGUGAAACCAGCAGCCUGGUCCAGUCCCACUACAAGCAGCGGGAGGCGGAGCGGGAAGCGCUGCCCUACCAGACGGGUCAGCUGCACCCGGCCAUCCGGGUCGCCGACCUGCUGCAGCAUAUCACCCAGAUGAAGUGUGCCGAGGGCUACGGGUUCAAGGAGGAGUACGAGAGCUUCUUUGAGGGACAGUCCGCUCCCUGGGACUCAGCCAAGAAGGACGAGAACCGCAUGAAGAACCGAUACGGGAACAUCAUCGCCUACGAUCACUCCCGUGUGCGUCUGCAGCCUCAGGAUGGAGACGGCGGAUCAGACUACAUCAAUGCUAACUAUGUGGAUGGUUACCACAGACCCAACCACUACAUCGCUACACAAGGUGAGACACUCGAGACGGUGUAUGACUUCUGGAGGAUGGUUUGGCAGGAGAACUCUGCGGUUCUGGUGAUGGUGACCAACCUGGUGGAAGUGGGCCGGGUGAAGUGCUGUAAGUACUGGCCUGAUGACACUGAGAUUUAUGGCGACAUGAAGGUGACGCUGAUCGAGACGCAGCUGCUGUCUGAGUACGUGAUCCGGACCUUCGCUGUGGAGAAGAGGGGCGUGGCUGAGAUCAGGGAGAUCCGGCAGUUCCACUUCACCGGCUGGCCGGACCACGGCGUCCCGCUGCACGCCACCGGCCUGCUGGGCUUCAUCCGCUGCGUCAAGGCCAAGACUCCGCCCACCGCCGGCCCCACCGUGGUUCACUGCAGUGCGGGCGCGGGCCGGACCGGCUGCUUUAUGGUCAUCGACAUCAUGCUGGACAUGGCGGAGAGAGAAGGCGUCGUCGACAUCUACAACUGUGUCAGAGAGCUGAGGGCGCGAAGGGUCAACAUGGUGCAGACCGAGGAGCAGUACGUCUUCAUCCAUGACGCCAUCUUGGAGGCGUGUCUCUGUGGGAACACCGCUGUUCCGGCCAAUCAGCUGCGUUCGCUUUACUACGAGAUGAACCGAUUGGACCCCCAGACCAACUCCUGCCAGAUCAAGGAGGAGUUCAGGACCCUCAACAUGGUGACGCCCACCCUGCGCGUGGAGGACUGCAGCAUCGCGCUGUUGCCCAGGAACCACGAGAAGAACCGCUGCAUGGACGUCCUGCCGCCGGACCGCUGCCUGCCCUUCCUCAUCACCAUCGACGGCGAGAGCUCCAACUACAUCAACGCCGCGCUCAUGGACAGCUACAAGCAGCCGUCGGCCUUCAUCGUUACCCAGCAUCCUUUGCCCAACACGGUGAAGGACUUCUGGCGCCUGGUUCUAGACUACCACUGCACGUCCAUCGUGAUGCUGAAUGACGUGGACCCCGCCCAGCUGUGUCCCCAGUACUGGCCGGAGAACGGCGUCCACCGCCUCGGCUCGCUGCAGGUAGAGUUUGUCUCUGCGGACCUGGAGGAAGACGUCAUCAGCCGCAUCUUCAGGAUCUACAACACCGCCAGGCCGCAGGACGGGUACCGCAUGGUGCAGCAGUUCCAGUUCCUGGGUUGGCCCAUGUACCGGGACACACCCGUCUCCAAGCGCUCCUUCCUGAAGCUUGUCCACCAGGUGGACAAAUGGCAGGACGAGUACGAUGGCGGCGAGGGACGCACCGUGGUCCACUGCCUGAACGGCGGCGGGCGCAGCGGCGUCUUCUGCAGCGUCAGCAUCGUGUGUGAGAUGCUGAGGCAGCAGCGCUCUGUGGACGUUUUCCACGCCGUCAAGACGCUCAGAAACAACAAACCCAACAUGGUGGACCUGGAACAAUAUAAGUUCUGCUAUGAAGUGGCUCUGGAGUUCCUGAACUCUGCUUAGCUGGGACCGCCUCGCCCUUCAUCACCUCCUCCUCUUCCUCGUGCUGCAGGAGGAAGAGGAGGAGGAAGGUGUGUCCUGCCUGGUUGGACGGACACCCUGACUGUCCUCUUUGUCGUCUUGUUGGUUUUUCUUGUGUCGUAAACCUGGCAGAGACCCGGACUGAAGCUCCGCCCACCUGUGAUGACCUCAUCCUGCCCAGGUCCGGUUCCUCCUUACCGGGUCUUCCUGGACGGCAGCUGGACAGCGUCCCACUACUGGGACACCUUGACUCGGAGGAAUCAGAACCAUGACUCAGCAGACCAGUCCUGCUUUCAUCGGUUCUGCUGCCAUCUUGUGGUUGACAGCAGAACUGCACCAGC